CUCCCCACCUUUUCGAAACCACCUCCUCGGCUCCGAUGGCAAAGAAGGCUUCCACUCCUCCCUUUUCCUCCCCCUCCCUAGAUCGCACCGAAGCCGAGCUCCCCUCCCGCCAAAGCGAAGCGGACUGCAGAAUCCGUCCCCGUCGCACGAUCUGAUCGAUCCCUCGGUUCUGACGGCCGGGGCAAUGCUUCGGGGAUCGAGCUCCUGCUGAUCACGGUGAGACGGCCCACUUGGAUCCGCUCGAUUUCAGCCUUUCCACGCUGUUUUCCGCGGUUAGUUUUGAAUUUCGUCCUGGCAUCUUCUGAUUGCUACGAGCGUUAGAUGAAGUUUGUACUAAUCUAUGGAAGUGGAUGGCUCACACGAUGCUCUAGUUAAUAAGAGUGAAGAUAAUGUCUUCGAUAAGAAAGGCAGUUCAGAUCCUGUAGUUUACCAGCUAGUUCGGGUUGAAGGCGAUGGAACACUUGUUCCUGCUACAGAGGAUGAUGUUUUGCAAUUUGAACAUUUUCUUCAUGAUGAGAAGGUUGGUCUUCCUUCUAUUGAAGAUUUAGGUCAUGUGGAGAAAUUUUUCAGCAAUGAUCGCAUGUUACUGAAGAAGUCAGACUUGGAAGAGGGCUCUUCCAAAUUGGAGACUACAGAAUUAUGGACACAAAAGUUGGGUGCUGACUUAGAGAUGGAUAUCACUGCACAGGAAAACAGGUUACAUUCGGUGGAUGAUUCCCUUAGUCCUCCCUCAAAGUGUACAGUUGUUCAUGGUCAACGGCUAGAUAAAUUGCACAAAGACCAAGGGGACAACAGCAUCUCCCAACAGGACAAUGCUUCAACUGAGACUACAAAAUCAACAGUUUUAAAUGACUCUCGCAUUGCUGAAAAGGACAAGGCUGAUGCCUGCUCAAGACCUGUAGAUGACACAUGUACAGGACCAUCUGUUUCUGGAGUUACCAGUUCAGUGCCUGAUUUUUCCAUUUUAAGAGGAGAAGUCUGCUUGGAUGAUCUUACAAUUAGAGAACUUCAGGAAGCAUUUAGAGCCACAUUUGGGCGGCAGACUACCGUCAAGGACAAGCUAUGGCUCAAAAGGCGGAUUUCAAUGGGCUUGACCAAUUCUUGUGAUGUUCCAAGUUCAGGUUGUGUAGUUAAAGAUUAUAAAAUUGUUAGCAAGGAUGCCAAACAAGAGAUACCAAACACGGAUGAAAUAGCAAAGAUUGAGCUUCAAGCUACUCCUUUGGUUAGGGAUCAAGUCAUAGAUCCAGGAAACAAAGGAGACUCACCAUCUAGCUCUUACUAUCAGAGUGGGGACCAACAAGGAUCUUCCAAGAGGCUUAAAAGAGUACCAAUAAAUAACGAUGAACCACAAGGAACUCUCCUGGCCAAACAAUGUAGUAAUAAGAGAGCUAGAAAGCCAACAAAAAGAUACAUUGAGGAGCUUUCAGAUAUUGAGACUUGUGACUCCACUGGAAAACUUUCGGUACCAGCAAAAAGGCCUGCACAUGAUGAGGUGUUGCUGAAACCGCGGGGAGCACCUUUCUAUGAGGUUGAUUCAUUGAGUACAAUCUAUCCUACUAGAAAGGAUAUUCUUGGAGGAUUUAGUGUACAUGUUCCUUAUGUUUCAAGGAUGAGAAGGGGGCGCCCUAGGAAGGACUUCAUUUCAUUUGUGGAUCAGAAACCUUCUAUGGAAUGUAGUGGGGUUCAGACAGCAGUUGGGAUGAUGUUGGCAAAAGAUGGGGAAGAGGAGAACCACGUGAGGAAAGCAUUUGAAGUUCCACUAAUGGUAAAUGCUGAGAAAGGAGGACAUAUAGAAGCAGCUGAUAAUAAGGGGGUUCAGAACCUACAAGCAAACGUUUACAAUGUUGCUGCCAAGCCCAAAAUAAAGCGGGGUUUGACGCGGAAGCAUCAUCGAGCAUGGACACUGUGUGAGGUCAUGAAGCUGGUUGAUGGUGUGGCUCGGUAUGGAGCUGGCAAAUGGUCUGAGAUUAGAAAAUUGGCCUUUGCCUCUUAUUCUUACCGCACUUCAGUGGAUCUCAAGGAUAAAUGGCGGAACCUGAUCAGGGCCAGCCAGACACAGCUUCCAACGCAAAAAGAUGGUGGUUGUCCACGGAAGAACAAUCCUUCUAUCAUACCAAUACCACCAUCUAUUUUGUUACGAGUAAAGGAACUGAAUGAGCAGCAGUCUCAAGGGGGCGGCUUCCCAGGGCCAAUCAAGCUCUCUGGGAACAACAAGGUUGUACAGGGAAAAGGGUCAGGAUUUUUGUGAUCCGUGGCUCUCUGGGCAGAGCAACAAGGUUGCACAGGGAAAGGGUCAGGAUCUUUUGUGAUCCGUGUAAUGCAGAUAGAGAAAAGAAAAGGCUAGCAAGAUAGUAGUACGCUUUUGGACGAUGGUUAGUACAUAUUGUUACUACGAACUUGUGGUCCACUCACGUUAGCCAUCGGCAAAAUGUUCUGUACAAAUGCAGUGAGCGUUUUCUCUGGUC
Phragmites australis (common reed) is the source of this 2465-nucleotide messenger RNA. RefSeq lists its product as uncharacterized. The transcript is spliced from 9 exons. The coding region runs from base 341 to 2248 and encodes 635 amino acids. The record is from RefSeq and is a predicted model, not a curated record. NCBI's taxonomy places the organism in Eukaryota, Viridiplantae, Streptophyta, Magnoliopsida, Poales, Poaceae.